AUGGCUCCGAAGGCUACACCAAAAAAACAGGAAAAGAAAGUUAGCGAACAGCCUAAGAAGGCAAAGAGUGUUAAAGAUGCAUCUAAAAAGAUCCAAAAGCCUUCAAAAUCUCUUAAGGCUUUAAGAAGUGUUAAGGGCGGCAAGGUGGUUAAGCCUGGGAAUAAGAAUGUCCAAAAGGCACUCAAAGCUCAACGUGCUAUUACACUUGGUACGCACACGAAGGGCAAAAAACGAGUAAUGUACACCACAAGGUUCAGACGGCCGAAAACCUACAAACCCCCGCGUUGCCCAAAAGACAGGCGGUUUUUAAUACCUAAACGAAAUAAGCUUGAUGCUUUCCGUAUUAUCCAACAUCCAGUCACUACGGAAGCUGCUAUGAAGAAAAUUGAGGAUAAUGACACACUUGUGUUUAUUGUUGACAGAAGAGCUAAUAAACCAGCCAUCAAAGCCGCUGUUCAAGAGCUGUAUAACAUUAAAGUUGCCAAGUCUUCAAUGCAAACAGCUGAAGAUCAAGCAGAGAAAAAUGCUUUCAUUAACCUUAAAGGUGGUCCAAAUGAACAUCUACUAUGGGAUCCAGAACCAAUACAUCCUGUUAUACCAGUGAUUAAAUCACAACCAUGGGAACUGAGUACACUACUACUUGAUUCAUGUUUCUAUGCAGUUUUAGCAAUUAUUCUACUGGGACAAAUUCUAAUCCUUUAUAGAGCAUUUUAUAAAUUAUGUGGUUAUUUAAUGCGAAAAUUUGUUCUGGCUGAAACAUCAUCACAUUCAAUGGAGUUAGAAGAUUGGAAUAAAAUACAUAUUGCUAAGUAUACACCAAAUACUGUGGAAUAUGUGAAACAACCGCCUGAGAAAUAUAAUUUUCUUGCUGAAGACUAUAAAGAAUUAUUGAGGAUAUUAAAUUUUAUCGAUGAGCAAAGUCGUGUUUAA
This is a messenger RNA of Heterobilharzia americana, 930 nucleotides long. The record is from the annotation of a GenBank genome assembly. Lineage: Eukaryota; Metazoa; Platyhelminthes; Trematoda; Strigeidida; Schistosomatidae.